Dioscorea cayenensis subsp. rotundata (Guinea yam) is the source of this 2339-nucleotide messenger RNA. Its product is annotated as heterogeneous nuclear ribonucleoprotein Q. Gene Ontology annotation, cellular component: nucleus. The transcript has 9 exons. The record is from RefSeq and is a predicted model, not a curated record. The coding region runs from base 665 to 2125 and encodes 486 amino acids. Lineage: Eukaryota; Viridiplantae; Streptophyta; Magnoliopsida; Dioscoreales; Dioscoreaceae. Gene Ontology annotation, molecular function: mRNA binding.
AGCGCCGGUGGAUGGCUUCAUUGUAAUUCUGGCGUCGUUGGUAUUGGCGGAUUUUUAGCGAUCUAGGGUUUGCAAUCUAUUGCGAUUGAAAAUUUGGGGAUUUUCAUUGCUCUCGAGUUCUUGGACCGUGAUUUUCUUGCGAACAUCGUAUCAUCAAUUCUCGUUGCCCUUUUGGCUUCACUGGAAGUGAACAGAUUGCUGCAUCUAGGUUCCUUGCAGAAUAUUAUUUAACUAUAUGCAACCAAUUCAUCUACUGAUUUCUUAUGCCUUCUCUUCUCAUCCAAUCUCCUUAUUGUUUCUGAUUGGCAUUAUCAGUAUUUGAUGAAUAUGCUUUAAAGCGGUUCAAUAUGUGUUGGAGUUCAUAUUUGAGUCUUUGUUUUUGAACCUGCUUAGCAUCAUCUUCUUGACCAUCAUUUUGUAUUUCUUUCUCUUCAUUUUCUCUAUUAUUACUGUUAUAUUUGUCACUCCUUUGAGAGAAAUUCAAACUGAUACUCCUUUAAACCAACUUCAUGGCUUGGAUUGAACCAAGAUUCUUAUUUUGCAUAUAUUUUUGGCCUUUCUGUUGUUUGCCUCCUUUCUAUAAUUAUAUGCUUCCUCCUGCAAAAGCAUCUGGCACCUGUGCUUCCUCCAUAGUUGCCUUUCAAGCAUCCUUGAGAUACAUAAGAUGCCAAGGACAAGAGCGAAUGCUGCUACUGUUAAGGCAGCUGAACCAGUAAAGCCUGUUGAAACUGAAGAGCAGGUGGAGCUGGAUGAUCCUGAGGAUGCAAUGGAAGAGGAGGUUGAGUAUGAAGAAGUUGAGGAGGAAAUUGAGGAGGUGGAAGAAGAAGAAGAGGAAGUUAUUGAGGAGGAGGAGGAUGUUGAAGAAUAUGAUGGUGAGGAUAUAGCCGGUAAUGGAGUCAAGUCAAAUGUUGCUCCUGGGGGUGACAAUAGAAUGAAGGAAGAUGAGAAGGAAGGAGCUGACAGUGACCUACAUGCUGAACUUCUUGCUCUUCCUCCACAUGGCUCUGAAGUCUAUGUUGGUGGCAUUCCUCAUGACACCUCUGAAGCUGAUUUAAAGAGCUUCUGUGAGUCUGUUGGGGAAGUAACUGAGGUUAGAUUGAUGAAAAGCAAGGACUCAUCGGAGAACAAAGGUUAUGCAUUUGUUACUUUCAGAACUAAAGAAUUGGCGACUAAGGCGAUAGAAGAUCUGAAUAAUUCUGAAUUCAAGGGAAGGAAGAUCAAGUGCUCGACCUCUCAAGCAAAACAUAGACUGUUUAUCGGCAAUGUUCCAAGAAACUGGGUAGAGGAUGAUCUAAAAAAGGUCGUCACAAAGAUUGGCCCUGGAGUUAAUAAAGUGGAUCUGAUGAAGGAUCCACAGAAUUCCAGCCGUAAUCGUGGUUAUGCUUUCAUUGAGUAUUACAAUCAUGCCUGUGCUGAAUAUUCUAGGAAGAAGAUGUCCACUCCGAAGUUCAAGUUGGACUCAAAUGCCCCUACUGUAAGCUGGGCGGACCCAAAGAGUGGAGAUUCCAGUUCCAGUUCUCAGGUAAAGGCCGUUUAUGUUAAAAAUUUGCCUAAGGAUGUAACAAGUGAUCAACUAAAAAAGCUGUUUGCGCAUCAUGGUGAAAUUACCAAAGUUGUGCUUCCUCCUGCCAAGUCUGGGCAGGAUAAGCGAUAUGGGUUUGUUCAUUUUGAAGAGCGUUCGACUGCGAUGAAAGCACUCAAGAACACCGAGAGAUAUGAACUUAAUGGUGAAAUUCUUGAGUGUUCUCUUGCAAAACCUCCUGCUGAUAAGAAAAAUGAACCAGUCUCUAAUGCCCAGAAAGGUGCUCUGUUGCCAAAUUAUCCACCCCGAAUCGGACAUGGACUGAUGGGUGGUGCUUAUCCUUUAAUGCCAGGUUUUGGACAGCCAAUGAUAUAUGGUCGGGGACAAACCCCCGCUGGCAUGGCGAUGGUGCCAAUGAUAUUACCUGAUGGGCGUCUAGGAUAUGUCCUGCAACAACCUGGAGCACCUAUGCCUCCAGCACCGCGUAGUGGUGGGGGCGGUGGUGGUGGUGGUGGUGGUGCAGGUAGCAGUCGAGGCGGCAACUCUCAUGGCGGACGGAAAAACAAUGAUAAUGACCGCGGCCGAAGAUUUCGCCCAUACUGAACUUCUUCAACCUUCUUAUCCUUUAUGGCUUGUGCAAAGCAUAUUAGCUUGUAACAUUAUCCUUUACUCAGUGUUUCUGUUUUUAAGGAAAAAAGAUGUGAUAGUUUUGCCACCCAUCUUUAGAAUUUGAAGAGUAGGGGCCUAAUUAUCAAAUCUUUGGUGAUGAACAAAUAUAACCUUAUGACUAGUGUUAUAUUUCCUUGCUUUGAUGAUC